AUGGGUGAUCCCGCAGCGGCCGGUGAUCAUGGGUCAAGCGUCCGCGCAUGGCAUAGCUACGAUUGGGAGGAGGUGAUUGCAGGCCGGCAGUCAGCCGGACGGUACUUUGUUCGAAGUGGCCUCGUCCGCAAAGACAAGCUGAUUGGCUUUGUGCCUGCGGGAUGUCAUCCGCCAUCUGCCAUUGUGAAGACUUUCCGAGAGCUGCAAGCUGGUCUUCGAGCUUUGGGCUGUGGAAAGCAGCCUCAGACGAAGGAGGUGCGCUACGUGCUGAAGAAGGCACACUCGUCUAACGCCUAUGGCAUCCGCUUCCUCACAGAAAGAGAAGCACUUGCUCUUCUGCAAGUCAUGUACUUUCCGGGCAGUUUCGCGCAUGCGGCCCGGGUAGCUUCUGCAGCCCUGCUCUGCUUCUUGGGCUCUGCGCUUUUUCAUCGAAAACGGUCGUCAGGCACGUGGCCCAAGGCAGUCCUGCUGCUAUGCGGCCUUGGGAUGGUGGUGGGCUGCGCCGUCAGGCAACGCCGGCGCUGGCAAGAUCUGGCUUCCUGGAAAACCCAUGAGCUUGUGCAGCACAGGCCCGCAGACGAGAAGCUCCAGGUCUGGGUGCUGCAAAGGAGCAUCGAGCCAUAUUUGCACGAUGGUCGCAAGUUCCACUUGAGAGCUCUUUUGCUUUGUGUCGGGGACUUGACAGCCCACGUGCACUCCGACGUUCGGAUGCUGAUGGCCACCACCGCAUACCGGGAAGGUAGCGAAGACAGCAUGCGUGCGGAUGUUCACAUCACGAACAUGGGCGCCAACUCUGCCGUCUCAGGCUAUUCUGAAGAGGCUCAGAACCUUGGGCUGCAGAUGCUGGGGGAGGAGCUGGCAGAAAAAGUCUUCAAUCAGGUGCUGAAGGUGCUCGGUGGCACGUUGGCAAACCUGCGGGCUGCUGGGCGGCGACACUUCUUUGCACUCCCGAACUGCUGGGAGCUGUUUGGUGCAGAUUUCCUGAUAGACUGUGAUGGUUCUGCGAUUCUGCUAGAAGUCAACCCUUCGCCUUCCUUGGCAAUGUACGGGAAAGGAGCAUCUGUCCAAGACUUGGUGGGCCCGGACCCCUUCGGUGACCUUUCGACAGCGUGCGUAUUUCGAGCAUGUGGCCGUAGAGCCGUAGAGGCCCGCCACUGCAGAAAGAUGGACCAAGAGUCCUUGGUGAGCAUUGUGGAUGGCUUGCUGAGCAAGCACCAUCAGCGGCUGCUAAUGCAAAUGGAGCAUUUGCUGGACAGGCGACGGCAGAUUGGCUCAAUCAUUUCAUCGCAGGGCUCAGAUCUUUUAGGGCCGCCUCCGCUGGUUGUCCCGCUGCCUCCUGGGGCGGAGAGUGAGCAUCUGACAGAUGGAAAGGAAUGCCAGGAACGCCCCUCGCAGGAGGAUGUCUCGCAAAGGCCGACUUUGGCUUCUCGCCUUUCUUCCAGCCUCGUGGUGCGAGAUGCUUCGCUGGACAGGUCGGGAUCCUAUGAGCUGGCCAAGGAGGCUAGCAAACGGAUCAGAGACUCCUUGCCAUCAGAAUCUCCAGAGUUGCCGGUCAUUUCGCUUGGCCGCCUCUGGCGUAUGCAGCGACGGCUUUUAGAGCUAGCAAGCUCCUGGCAGUUCGAGGCAUUCUUUGCAACUGUCAUUGCCACGAACUCCGUAUUUAUCGGAGUGACGAUCCAGUGGGAAUCGGCCCAGAGAACAUUGAAAGUACCUUCCACGAUGUUUGCUGUCCAGCUAGUCUACACGCUGAUCUUUCUUUCUGAGGUGCUGCUCAAGCUGUGUGCGUUUGGUCCACGCGAAUUCUUUUGCUCUGUGAACUGGGGCUGGAACUGGUUUGAUGUGUUCGUAGUUACAUCUGCAGUCUUUGAAUGCUUCGUGGAAGUUGCGACACAAGACCCGCAACUAUCAGGUUCUAGCAGCAACCUUCGCAUCCUCCGCGUUUUACGGAUGACGCGGCUGACACGAAUCUUCCGUGUCAUCCGAGUUGUGCGGUUUUUCCGCUCACUGCGAACCCUGGUUUUCUCCAUCGCAAACACACUGAAGUCUUUGUUUUGGGCGAUGCUCCUCUUGGCACUGAUCAUGUACGUGUUCGGCAUUGUCUUCACCGACAUUGUGAACAACCAUAUUUUGGAAACUGACAGCGUGGAAACUAUUGGAGACCUUGAGAAGUAUUUCGGUACCCUCCACAUCUCUGUGCAAACAUUGUUCAUGUCGAUUUCAGGCGGGCUAACCUGGCAGGAUGCGUCUGGUGCGCUCUCCAACAUCAGCUGGCUUUGGGUUUAUGUCUUCACCUCCUAUGUAGCGUUUUCAUGUUUUGCCGUGCUCAAUGUGAUGACAGGAGUGUUCUGCCAAUCCGCCAUCAAGGGUGCCGAGCGAGAUCAGGAAAUGGUCGUGCAGUCCUUGAUCAUGGACAAGCAACAACUAAAGCAGUCCUUGACCAAGCUUUUUCAAAAGAUGGACGACGAAGGUAAUGGCUCCUUGACCCUGUCACACUUCGAGAAGCAUUUUCAGGAUGAGGAAGUAAAAGUUCUCUUCGAAGCCCUCGAACUCGGAGCCACUGAUGCCUGGACGUUAUUCCUGAGCUUGGACCACAAUGAAGACUACCAGAUUUUGCCUGAAGAGUUUCUCGAGGGCUGUCUACGUUUGCGCGGCACCGCGAAGGCCAUUGACGUCUACAUGCUGCGAAGACAGAUAAGCAAGCUCGGCAUGCAGAUGUGCGAGACAGCAUGCACUCAAGAGCACUUGGCGCAGAUGUUGGGAAACAUUCAACACGUCGUGGAUCAGGACAGGACUUGCCGAUCAGGUGCCGAAACCCCGAAUUCAUAA
This is a messenger RNA of Symbiodinium necroappetens, 2826 nucleotides long. The record is from the annotation of a GenBank genome assembly. NCBI's taxonomy places the organism in Eukaryota, Dinophyceae, Suessiales, Symbiodiniaceae.